Molecule: messenger RNA, 834 nt
Organism: Serpula lacrymans var. lacrymans S7.9
Lineage: Eukaryota; Fungi; Basidiomycota; Agaricomycetes; Boletales; Serpulaceae
Exons: 2
Coding region: 1-834 (277 amino acids)
Source: RefSeq, a predicted model, not a curated record
AUGACAGUCAACCCAAUGUCUGCCUCGCAAAGUGAGAAGAGGAACGUACAAACUGAGAAUGUCACCAAGGCGAAGACAGUCAGCCAAAUGUCUGCCUCGCAAAGGGACAAGAGGAACGUACAGGCUGAGAAUGUCACAAAGGCCAUGACAGUCAACCCAAUGUCCGCCUCGCAAAGGGAGAAGAGGAACGUACAAGCUGAGAAUGUCACCAAGGCGAAGACAGUCAGCCAAAUGUCUGCCUCGCAAAGGGACAAGAGGAACGUACAGGCUGAGAAUGUCACAAAGGCCAUGACAAUCAGCCAAGUGUCUGGAUCUCAAAGGGAGGAGAGGAACGUACACCCUGAGAAUGUCACAAAGGCCAUGACAAUCAGCCAAAUGUCUGCCUCGCACAGGGACAAGAGGAACUUACACCCUGAGAAUGUCACAAAGGCCAUAACAGUCAGCCAAGUGUCUGGCUUGCAAAGGGAGAAGAGGAACGUACACUCUGAGAACGCCAAAAGACCUCAGCCAAGUGUCUGGCUCGCAAAGAGCAAGAGGAACGUACAAGCUGAGAAUUUCACGAAGGUUAUGACAGUCAGCCAAAUGUCUGCCUCGCAAAGGGACAAGAGGAACAUACAGCCUGAGAAUGUCACAAAGGCCAUAUCAGCCAGUAAAAUGUCUGGCUCUCAAAGUGAGGAGAGGGACGUACACGCUGAAUAUAUCACCAAGGCCAUGACAGUCAGCCAAAUGUCUGACUUGCAAAGUGAGGAGAGGGACGUGCACACUGAGAAUAUCACCAAGGCCAUGACAGUCAGUCAAAUGUCUGACUUACAAAGACGAGAGGAACUUACAUAA